Messenger RNA from Symbiodinium sp. CCMP2456, 1758 nucleotides. Lineage: Eukaryota; Dinophyceae; Suessiales; Symbiodiniaceae. The record is from the annotation of a GenBank genome assembly.
AUGGGCAUUGGCAGUGUCCCGAUCCUGCUCUUAUCAUCGUUGAUCGUGUGGAAGAUGUGUUUCCGUCAGGCCGCGAAGACACAGCCGGACUUGGCAGGUGGAGCUUUGGCCGUGGUCAUCGGUGGGAAAGCGACAUUGCACUCGGACAGUAAGGAGCUGGUGGUUCCGCUGAACGAGAUGGCGCUGAACAGCCUUCCAAAGUACUGGACUGGAUGCCGGGAGAGCGGAAACGAUGAAGUCAACGUCAGGGAUGACUUGGGCUUCGACGAGCUUAUGUAUGUUAAGCACGAGCGCAUGAAAUUCUUUCAGGAGCAGGUUAACCAAACGUACCGCAAGAUAACGACGCAAGAUCGUUUAUGCCCGACGGCCAAGCACGACAAGACCAAGGGUUACCAGAUCAAGCGUGUCAUCCGCGUGGAAGACUCUGCAAUGUUCUCUCGCUACAUGGAUAGACGGGACCAGAUCAAAAGGUCGCGUUCGUCUUGUGAAGCUCCGGACCCUGAGAUUUUCACACGCGCCGCCAUGGAAGCCUCCAAUGGGUUGACUGAAGUUCUCAGCGAUGUCGAUGACGGCAUCAACGAGGUUUACCUCUGGCACGGAACGCAAGUUCGAGCCGGUCUGGCGAUUGCGAAAGCGGAUUUCAGCCUCAAUUUCGCCGGCUCGGGCGCUGGCACGAUGUAUGGGAAGGGCUUCUACUUCUCGGAGAGCUGCACCAAGGCCGACGAGUAUGCCACGGAUGAGCCAGGUGGUCACUACGACGGCGUGAGGGGCUUGCUCUUGUGCCGCGUCUGCCUGGGCAACUUCUACUACACCUUGGAUCGCGAGUCGUCUGCCAUUGACAAGUACACCAAUGGCGAGGUUGACAGUACAAUCGGCGACCGUGCAAAAGCCGUGAACACUUAUCGAGAGAUGGUCGUGUACGAUCGCGACCAGGUGUAUCCAGAAUACUUGAUCCUCUACGAGCGCCUUUACAGGGGUGAGACACCCCAGCUGCCACCGAAGGAUGUGCCCUUCUUGCUGGAGCUGCCGCUGUAUUGGAGGAAUGUCGGCCGCAAUCCGUACACAGAGUGCUUCCGAGAACAUUGGAUGGUGAAGCCAACGAUCCGCGAGCUCAUUCAACGCUUGGCCAAUGGUUCAUGUGGGGGAGACGCAGCAGCUCCUAAGGUGCUCCGUGCCAGGCGCAUCGAGGACUCAUUCCUUUGGUGUCGCUACAUCGACAGGAAGCGAUCUUUAGGCGCACAGCUCCAGGCCAAUGGAGAUCUCAAGUGUGCACCUCCAAACGAGCUGGACGGGAAUCCGGAAUCUGGCCAUGCGCUGACAGCGACGAUCUUAUCAGAGUUCCACGGCGACGAGGCCAUCUCCGUAGAGAAUAUGGCGCCAGGAUUGAACGAGACACUUCUCUGGCAUGGCACCUCGCAGCAGGCAGCGGACGCCAUCAGUGAAAUAGGCUUCGAGGUCAAGACGAGCGGCACACAUGGUCGUCGUUUUGGCCAUGGGGUUUACCUCGCAGAGGACUUGAGCAAAAGCCUCAGCUAUUGCACUUCAAGUGGCAACGUGAAAUAUGUUUUACUCUGUCGGGCAGUCUGUGGCCACAUGCACUACACCGAGGAGAAGUCGCAUCCGGAUGCGACGAGCGAAGCUGCAAAACUGGGCAAGCACUGCGUAUUGGCGAAUCCAGAACGUUCAGGCCUCAGAGAGUAUAUCGUCUUGGAGACGGGACAUGUGUAUCCGGAGUACAGUGUCGAGUUCGAAGAUUGA